Molecule: messenger RNA, 873 nt
Organism: Orycteropus afer afer
Lineage: Eukaryota; Metazoa; Chordata; Mammalia; Tubulidentata; Orycteropodidae
Gene: R3HDM4
Product: R3H domain containing 4
Molecular function (GO): nucleic acid binding
Source: RefSeq, a predicted model, not a curated record
CCGUCACUUCCUGCCGGGCCCCGUGGAGGCCCUGCCGGGCGGCGGCGACGGCCCUAAGCCAUGGUGGCUCUGGAGAACCCAGAGGGCGGCUCGGCGGCGGCGGCAGCAGGGGUCUCCCCCGGCGCGCGGCGGAUGCUGCCCCUGCCGGGCUGUUUGCCUGCUCUGGCUGGCUCCCAGGUGAAGAGGUUCUCAGCCUCCAAGCGGAAGCAGCAUUUCAUCAACCAAGCAGUGCGGAACUCAGACCUUGUGCCCAAGGCCAAGGGGCGGAAGAGCCUCCAGCGCCUGGAGAACACCCAGUACCUCCUGACCCUGCUGGAGUCCAGUGGGGGCACGCCUGGCCCAGAGGAUGGGGACCUGGCUCCCCCUGCAGCACCUGGCAUCUUUGCUGAAGCCUGCAACAAUGCGACCUAUGUUGAGGUCUGGAACGACUUCAUGAACCGCUCGGGGGAGGAACAGGAGCGGGUCCUCCGCUAUUUGGAGGACGAGGGCAAAAGCAAAGCUCGGAAGAGGGGACCUGGCCGAGGCGAGGACCGGAGGCGAGACGACCCGGCCUACACCCCACGCGAGUGCUUCCAGCGGAUCAGCCGGCGCCUGCGAGCCAUCCUCAAGCGCAGCCGCAUCCCCAUGGACAUGCUGGAGACCUGGGAGGACCGGCUGCUCAGCUUCUUCUCCGUGUCCCCCCAGGCCGUCUACACGGCCAUGCUGGACAACAGCUUCGAGAGGCUCCUACUUCACGCCAUCUGCCAGUACAUGGACCUCAUCUCGGCCAGUGCCGACCUGGAGGGCAAGCGGCAGAUGAGAGUCAGCAAUCGGCACCUGGACUUCCUGCCGCCAGGGCUGCUCCUGUCCGCCUACCUGGAGCAGCGCAGCUGA